This is a messenger RNA of Neolamprologus brichardi, 1461 nucleotides long. NCBI's taxonomy places the organism in Eukaryota, Metazoa, Chordata, Actinopteri, Cichliformes, Cichlidae. The record is from RefSeq and is a predicted model, not a curated record.
CAGGUGCUGAUCGUCAUGCCUCUGCCCCGACGCCGCUCAUCCUUCCUCGGACAGACGGCCGCCGAGCGUCCACCCUCUGCCUCCUGCGGGAGAAUGGGCUCGGCAGGCACCUCUGCCCCUCGCGGCGUCUUUGUAGGCUCCACCCCACCAGCAAGUGUUCCCUCUGGCCUGGGGACGCGGGUGUCACGGCGAGCUCUGGGCAUCAGCAGCGUGUUCCUGCAGGGGAUGAGGAGCAGCACGACACCAGUGCUGCCCCGAGGCAGCGAGCGAGCAGCGGGGAGCGGUGCGGCGGCGGGACUGAACAGCUGUUUGAUGGAAUACCGCGACAAAGUGAGAGCGCUGGAACAGCUGAACCAACAGCUGGAGGAGCAGAUCCGCCUCUGCCUGGACCGCAAGGCCUCGAGCGCCGGAGCCUGGGGACCCCUCAGGAGGGAGUGGGAGGAGGUUUACAGACAGGUGAGGGGGGAGGGUCUAAACACCUGGCUCCAUCGCCACACCGCCUCUCCUUUCUUAGAUCGUGGUGACAGUGACGCAAGUGUGACAACACAGACACAGUAGAGUCAGAAUAGACUCAGAGCACGUGUGGCAGGUGUGAUCUCCCUUCAGCUGGCUAAGGUCAUGUGAGCUGACUUCCUCUCUGAGCAGGAUGUGCGGAUCCUGUACAGUCAGAUGGCGGGACGUGAUGUGGACGAGCCCGACGCGCCCAUAGAAACCAGUCUGGACCAGAUCUUGGCCUAUAUCAGGAGCCACUGGGAGAAAGUGAUGGAGAAGAGCAGGGCUGAGACUGACACCUACCUGGACUGUAAAGAGGCACAGUGCGUGAGCAGCAAGCUGAGUCCAGAGGAGGAACAGGUGGAGGCGCUGAAGGCUGAGUGCAGCGACACCGGCUGUAAGAUCCAGAGUCUGCAGGCGGAGACCGAGUCUAUCAGAGCCCUGAAACGCGGUCUGGAGAACUCGCUGAGCGACGCCCGUCACUGGCAUGACAUGGAGCUCCAGAAUCUCGGCUCAGUGGUGGCCAAGCUGGAGGCGGAGCUAGCCGACAUACGCAGUGAAAUCGAACAGCAGCGUCGCGACUACGACACGUUGCUGAGCAACAAGCAACGGCUAGAGCAGGAGAUCGACUUGUACCACGGCAUCCUGGAUGGCGAGGAGAACCGCUUCGAGACGCUAUCUGCACUCAGAGCCCGAGGGAGCUGCUGCUCCAGACUCCAGGAGCAACCCUCCAGGAUCUCCAGGACCUGCAGCACAGUGACCCCAGAGGAAAGCCUGAGCAGGCUGACCCGGUCUACCUGUGCAGGUGUGGAGGAUGCUGGAAGUGCAGUGUGCGUUUCAGCUGCUCGGUGUGGACGUGACGUGUUGUAACGGUCUUCAGGUGAACCUGCCGAGAACACCUGAGGACCCAUCUGAGCCCGACUGGACCUCGUGUUGCUCUGUGUUAAUAAAGGUGAAUGUGACGGUGCA